This is a messenger RNA of Tauraco erythrolophus (red-crested turaco), 4710 nucleotides long. The record is from RefSeq and is a predicted model, not a curated record. Lineage: Eukaryota; Metazoa; Chordata; Aves; Musophagiformes; Musophagidae.
GCUUUUCCCAUCUGCCUAACGGGCUCUACCCGUCAUACAUUCCCCUGAGCCACCUCGAGCCCCCCAGCGCCGGCAGUCCUCUCCUGGCCCAGCUGGGUCAGCACAGCCUCUUUGAGUCACAGAAAGAUGGGUACUCCCUGUCCGGCCACGCGGGCCAGUCCGCUUUGCACCCUCAGCCUCCCCUCUCGAGGACCACGGGCAACCACACACCAAGCACUCUGCUCCGGGAGAAGGACCUUGGGCAGCUGCACAAGAGCUCGAAAGAGGGCCUGAAAGACCCUGGUGGGAAGGAGCGAGCGUGCCGGAGUGAUCUCUCCUUGCCCUUCACCAAGAAGGAGGGCAAGCCAAAGGAGGAGCCCCGGCCCCGCAGCGUGGUUGACCUCACACAGGACACCAAGCCCGACAGCGACCGGAAAGUGAGUGUGGUGGAGAAGGCGGUGAAGGUCGGUGAGCGUCUCUCACCGUUCCUGGCUGAGCACAUGCCAAAUCGGGACCGCUGUGCCAAGGAUCCCGCUCGGCACGACGAGAACAUGAGGCCUUCUGCGCACGCCCACGCCGAGCGGCUGAAGCGGGGGGAGCCCCUGCUGCCCUCCGUGGGUGCUUUGCACGUCUCCUGCAGCUGCCCGUCCCCGCACCCCUCGCAGCCGGGAAAGAUGACGCCGGCCACGACAUUCCCUCCGCAGCCCGUCCAUUCCAGCAUGUACACCAUCUUCCCGCCGGCCAAGGAGCUGGGGAGGGAGCACAAAGUCAUCGCCCCCACCUUCGUGCCUUCGGUCGAAGCCUACGAUGAGAGGAGCGGGCCCAUCCAAAUCGCCUCGCAGGCCCGCGACAACAAGGCAAAGGACAAGGACCUUGGCAAGGUGGGGGUGCUGCAGUCGCCCACGGAGCGGUGCCUUGCUGACACCUCCCGCACGCUCUUGUCCCAGGACUUUUCUUGCCACAGUGAUGCCAAACGGAUGGAGGCUUUGAGGGAGAAGGGCUCGGUGAUCAGGGCGAACUCCAUGGCACUGAAGAGACAGGUCACUUCAGAGCCCUUUCUUAACCGACCGGGGCUGGGCUCUCCGGAGAGCAGGGAGUUCCUGGCCUCCAAGGACUUGCUGAAGCCGAGUCUGGAGGCUGAGCAUCGCCCCUGCGAGCGGGACCGCUUCCAGCGAUCCAGCUCCAAAGAAACGACGAAGGUCUACGGCACUUUGGACUCCUCCCGGCAGCACCUGGACCACGGUCAGCUGAAACCGCCUGAGCAGAAGUGGAAGCCCUUUGAGAUGGGCAACUUUGCCACUACGCAGAUGGCGGUGCUGGCCGCCUCGGGGGGUCCGGCGGAUGUCCUCCCCCCUGCCUCCCACGGCGAAGGGUCGGCCAUGCAGAGCCUCAUCAAGUAUAGCGGCAGCUUUGCCAAGGAGACUGCGUCCCGGCAGAGCUGCGGCAAGAAGAGCCCCUUUGGUGGCUUGGGCAACAUGAAGUUGGACUCUUCGCAGCUGGGUGCCUCCAAAGUGCAGCAGCUGCUGUCGCAGCAGCCGGCGAAGCAGCUGAAGAGGGACCCUGAGAGACCCGAGAGUGCCAAAUCCUUUGGCCGCGAGAGCAUCGGCUCCCAGGGCGAGGCGGAGGUGAGGCACUUGCCCGUCGGCAUCGCCGUGGCUGUCGCCCGGCAGAAGGACAACAGCAGCAGCAGCAAACUGGGGCCCACCUUGGCGGACCGGGAUCGCUCGCUGUCUCUCAGCAGCAUCAAAGGGCACGGACGCUCAGAAGAUGACUGCGGGGAUGAGCGGAGUCGCCACCGGGACAGCCACCUCCUGGCAGGGCGCUUGGAGCGGGAUCAGGAGAAGCUGCUCAGAGAGAGCAAGGAGCUGGCAGAUUUUGCCCGGAUACACCCCUCCAGCUGCGCCACGAAUGGUUUGAACUCCAACCUCAUGGUGACGGGAGGCCCAGCCUUGACGGGCUCUGGGCGCUGGUCCGCAGACCCGGCUUCGCACUUGGCAGCCCACCCCUGGCUCCCCAGGACGGGCAGCCCCUCCAUGUGGCUGGCUGGCCAUCCCUACGGACUUGGUCACCCUUCCCUGCACCAGGGCAUGACUCCAGGCUUCCCCCCUGCCAUGGGGGGAGCUCUCCCUUCCGCCUACCAGUUUGCCAGAGACCCGCAGUCAGGGCAGCUUGUUGUGAUCCCCAGCGAGCACUUGCCACACUUCGCGGAGCUGAUGGACCGAGCACCGCCACUGUGGCCUGCUAUGUACCCCCCGACCAGGAGCUCCCUCCAGCACGCUCACCAGCUCCAGCUCCUCUCCCAUCAGCAGCUGCUGCGGCAGCAUGAGCUGUACAUCCUGCAGCAGCAAGCGGCCCACGCCAUGGAGCUACAGAGGAGUGCCCAGCUCGUGGAGAGGUUAAAGGCAAACGAGCAGCGUGUGGAUAUGGAAGAGAAGGUGACAAAACGGAGCCUGGACAGUGCCAAAUCAGGCCUUUCCUCUUCUGCCCCGGGACUGGUGCACCGAAAACCACCCGUGUUGUCUCCUAGCACCUCCACGUCCUACAGCAAGGCUGUGAGUCCACCUCCCCUCUCUCCCAGGGCCUCACCCGUGUCUGUGCUCAAAGCUGAGGUGAUCCAAAAGAUGGAGGAGCCACCUUCGCAGCCAGCCUACUCCUACCCCGCCACCCCCAGCUCCCAUCCUUCCAGCCCGCCCCCUGCCUCUCCUGCCAUCCCUCCAAAGGAAGAGGCACCCGAGACCGUGGAGAAGAAAGACCUGGAGUUGGAAAAAGAAGCUGCCGGUCCAUAUCAGGCCUUGUUUCCAGAGAUCCCCCCGGGAUACCCAUUCCAGUCCCUGCCUCCCUCCUUUGGAAGACACUAUCCCUACCUCCUCCAGCCCACCGCAGCAUCUGAUGCGGAUGGCCUGGCUCCUGACGUUCCACUGCCUGCUGAAGGCUCUGAGCACAUGGAACUUUCCCCAGAGGUCAAGCCCAUCCACCUGUCUCCGUCCAAAAUGCUAGAGCCCAUCCAAGCAGCAGCAGAAGAGGAGUCCUUGGAAGAGAGGGUGAAAUCAGAGGUGCAGAUGGAGGAAAGCCAAGAAGGCAUCUGUGAGCAGGACAUGGGGACUCUGAACAUCGCCACCUCCGCAGCCGUCCCAGUGCAGAACGUGGACAAUUGCAAUCUCCUGUUGCAUCAAGGUGAAACCCUGAGUGCUAUGGAGCAGGACCAGGAAGACCUCCAGAGCUGCCCACCACCUUACCAGGUUGUGGCCUGUCCUGCAGAAGCAGAGGCCCAGGCAGAGACUGGGAGUGGAGCAGAAACCUGCUCUGUGCACAUGGACUAUGACGGUUCGCUCGUGCACACAGAGAACGAGCCGCCGGAGAUGGACUUGACGCCCCAGCGGGAGGAGGCCUCUGUAGCCAUGGAUCUGCAGAGCGCUGAUGUGCCCCGGGGCAGGGACUUUCCCAGCCUACCUCCUGAGGAGGGAGAGCAGGGGCCAGAGAUCGCUUCCUACACAGAAGAGGCAAUCUCUUGCCAAAUCCCAGCUCUAGACAUCAAGCCGGGCGACCCACUGGCUGGGAUGACCGCUUUGGUGCCUGCCACAGAAAUGCCUCAAGCUUGUUCCUUGUUGACCACCACCAGCAUCCCUCCGUCCCAGAUGAAGGUGGAGGUGGUACCUGACCAAGCCUUGGAGCACUCCUUCCUGCAAGGGAUCACUUUGCUGAGUGAAAUUGCAGAAAUGGAGCUGGAGAAACGGAAGCAAGAAAUGCAAACAGGUCCAGAGACUUUCCCCGUCCGGCCAACGCUGGAGAGUUUGCUGGCUGCCAGCACCCACAUGCUCAUGGAAGUACUUUCCACUCCCUUUAUGGAAAGUCUGAAAACCAUCCGACUGCCUCGAGAGCUGAAUCCCAACAAAAAGUACAGCUGGAUGCAGAAGAAAGAUGAACCUAUGUAUUCCAUCAAAUCGGCCAUCGAGAACAUGGAUGCGAUGGAGCUGGACUACAGGAUGAGGCUGGCGGAGCUGCAGCGGCGGUACAAGGAGAAGCAGCGGGAGCUGGUGAAGCUUCAGCGCCGCAGGGACUCCGAGGAAAAGCAUGACGAGAAAAGUAGAAGCUUGGCGAGAAGAGGCCCUGGAAGGCCCAGGAAGAGGAAACUUGGAUCAAGCGCUCUGUCACCCAUUAAGGAGAGAGGGAAGAGUGACAGCAAGAGUGGAAAACUGAGCAAGUCCUUGUUGCUCUCCGAAGACUCUGAGACUGGUGAGGGCAUGAAGAAGAGGCACAAAGGGGCCCUCCCGGAGGAGGACGAGGAUGUGGAGAGCAGCAGUGGCAAGAUGAAAGGGAGGAACCAGAGCUGGGAAGAGCACGAUGUGGCUCCCAGCUUCUCAAACGAGUUAAAGCUCAAGAAGAAGAAGAUGCCAUCGGAUCAGGAGCAGUUGGCCAGCAAGCUUGACAAGGCCCUGUCGCUCACCAAACAAGACAAGCUCAAAUCCCCCUUCAAGUUUUCUGACAGCUCUGGGGGAAAGCCGAAAACUAGCGGAGGUGGCAGCAGGUAUCUGCCACCGCACGAGGCUCUGCCGAGCAAGGAGGAGAAGAAGAGCCUGGCCAAGAACCUGGGCCUGUCACUGAAAACCACCAAGGAAGGUAAAAACAAAGCGGCUGCCAAAAUGAAGAAGAUGGAGGUGGGGUUAAAAGUCAAAAAUCAGCUCAAGGUUUCCCAUUCACCAGCAAUAUCUGAAGUUAGCAGCUACUCCUAUA